CCAUCGUCCUCUUCGGCGCACCCCGCACGCUCUCUCCCGAACUCCCAAAACCCUAGAAGAAGAGAGCCUCCUCCACAGUCCCUGCCCCCUCCAAUGGCGUCCCACGCCCCGAACCUCGAGUGCCGCAUGUACGAGGCCAAGUACCCGGAGGUGGACAUGGCGGUGAUGAUCCAGGUGAAGAACAUCGCCGACAUGGGUGCCUACGUCUCCCUCCUCGAGUACAACAACAUCGAGGGGAUGAUCCUCUUCUCCGAGCUCUCCCGCCGCCGGAUCCGCUCCGUCAGCAGCCUCAUCAAGGUCGGCCGGAUCGAGCCCGUCAUGGUGCUCCGGGUCGACAAGGAGAAGGGAUACAUCGACCUGAGCAAGCGGAGGGUGUCCGAGGAGGACAUCCAGGCGUGCGAGGAGCGGUACAACAAGAGCAAGCUCGUCCACUCCAUCAUGCGCCACGUGGCGGAGACCCUGGGCAUUGAUCUGGAGGAACUGUACGUCAGUAUUGGCUGGCCUCUGUACAGGAAAUACGGACAUGCGUUUGAGGCAUUUAAGAUAAUUGUGACAGAUCCCGAUUCAGUUCUUGAUUCACUAACCCGUGAGAUCAAAGAAGUUGGUCCCAAUGGACAAGAGGCGACAAAAGUGGUCCCUGCUGUGUCGGAGGAAGUGAAAGAUUCUUUGGUAAAGAAUAUUAGGAGAAGAAUGACCCCACAACCAUUGAAGAUACGAGCUGAUAUUGAAAUGAAAUGUUUCCAGCUUGAUGGUGUUCUUCACAUUAAGGAUGCUAUGAGGAAAGCUGAAGCUGCUGGAAACGAUGAUUGUCCUGUGAAAAUCAAACUGGUUGCACCUCCACUUUAUGUCCUCACUACUCAGACUCUGGACAAGGAGCAAGGAUUGGCAAUUCUUAAUAAAGCUAUUGCAGCCUGCAGUGAAGCUAUUGAGAAGCAAAAGGGGAAACUCGUUGUGAAGGAGGCCCCUAGAGCGGUGAGUGAACGGGAUGACAAAUUACUUGCUGAGCACAUGCUUCAGUUGCACCGGGACAACGAGGAGGUUAGUGGAGAUGAAGAUAGUGAAGAAGAGGAAGAUACAGGUAUGGGAGCAAUUGAUGUGGAAAAUGCAGGUUCCGGAAUAACGGAGUAAGAGAAGCAAGCCUUUUGUAACAAAUUAUCCCAAACCAAUUUUUUUCCCUCUGGAACGGGGUUUUUGCGGUUGUACAAAGUGAGUUUCAAAUUGUACUAUUGAGCUUUUCUCCUUGUCUGUGCCUGUUGGCUUUGAUAAUCUGAAUUGAUGAUUUAGGGAA
Messenger RNA from Syzygium oleosum, 1288 nucleotides. Its product is annotated as eukaryotic translation initiation factor 2 subunit alpha homolog. NCBI's taxonomy places the organism in Eukaryota, Viridiplantae, Streptophyta, Magnoliopsida, Myrtales, Myrtaceae. The transcript has 7 exons. The coding region runs from base 94 to 1128 and encodes 344 amino acids. Gene Ontology annotation, cellular component: multi-eIF complex; eukaryotic translation initiation factor 2B complex; eukaryotic translation initiation factor 2 complex. Gene Ontology annotation, molecular function: RNA binding; ribosome binding; translation initiation factor activity. The record is from RefSeq and is a predicted model, not a curated record.